Messenger RNA from Nicotiana attenuata, 2505 nucleotides. RefSeq names its product protein ROOT PRIMORDIUM DEFECTIVE 1. Gene Ontology annotation, molecular function: RNA binding. The record is from RefSeq and is a predicted model, not a curated record. Lineage: Eukaryota; Viridiplantae; Streptophyta; Magnoliopsida; Solanales; Solanaceae. Bases 89 to 1381 code for a protein of 430 amino acids. The transcript is spliced from 4 exons.
GGGUCUAGUUCCAAUCUCUCUAGCCCCCAAAACCUUACCACAGUGCGUAUGCAACACAAUUUUCUCACUCUCAAACACAAACCCACAUAUGAAUUUGAUACAAAAAUCUCUAUUCUCAAUCCUAAAAGCCAUAUCCACCCAACACUUUGCAUCCCAUAGUCACAACCUUCAGCAACACAGAACCAUAGUAAAAGUCCGUUUAAAAUGGGUGAAAAACAGAGGUUUGGACCACAUAAUCGAUGUUCAAACGGAUCUUAAAGCAGCUUGUUUAUUAAAAGAAGCUAUUGUGCGUUCACCAGUUGGUUAUCUAACUGCUAAGUCACUUGCUGACUCACAAAAAAUUCUUGGACUUACAGUUCCUACACUUAGGUUUAUUAGAAGAUACCCAACUCUUUUUGAAGAGUUUCCUCACCCAAAGUAUCCUUCUUUGCCUUGUUUUAAACUUACCCAUAUUGCUAGAAUUCUUCAUGAUCAAGAAUUGAAGCUCUUUGAUGAUAACCAGACUGAUUUGGUUCAAAGACUUUCCAAACUUCUUAUGAUGACAACUAACAGAAUGGUUGCGCUGCAGUCGUUACAUCCUUUGAAGUGGGAUUUAGGAUUGCCCGAUGAUUUUGAUAAGAAUUUAAUUAAGAAAUUUCCUGAUCAUUUUAGGAUAGUUAAGGGAACGAAUGGAUUGGCUUGCUUAAAGCUUGUUCAAUGGCCAGAAGAAUAUGCUGUCUCCGAGUUGCAAAAGAUGAAUGAGAUGGGCACAAUAGACGAUGGCAGCCCUCCUGGGUAUAGAGAAUUUAAAAGGGGCAAAGCUGCAUUAGAAUUCCCAAUGAGUUUCCCAAGGGGAUAUGGGGCACAGAAGAAGGUCAAGGCGUGGAUGGAUGAGUUUCAGAAGCUACCUUACAUCUCACCUUAUGAGGAUUCAAGGGGAAUUGACCCCGAUAGUGAUCUUAUGGAAAAGAGAAUAGUUGGGGUUUUACAUGAGUUUCUAAGCUUGACACUAUACAAGAAAACAAAGAGAAAUUACUUGAGGAGCUUGAGAGAGGAACUAAAUCUUCCACAUAGAUUUACUCGACUAUUUACAAGGUAUCCAGGAAUAUUUUACCUCUCAUUGAAGUGCAAGACAACGACUGUGGCGUUGAGAGAGGGGUACCGUCGUGGAAGACUUGUAAAUCCGCAUCCUCUGACUCGCCACAGGGAUAAGUUUCAUCAUGUUAUGAGGACUGGGUUAAUUUAUCGAAGCAAAGGAAUAGACAUUUUGCCGCAGCUGGACAAUGUAGUUGAUGAAGAGGAUACGGGAGAAGAAGAGAGUGAUGAAGAAGAGAUAGAAAUGAAUGAUGAAUGCUACGAAGAUGGAUCUUCAGAUGCAGACACAGGUGGUGAUGAAGGCUAGCAUCCCCUGAACAGAGGCAAUUUAUUUCUCGGAAAUAAUACAGAGAGGAAAAGCUCUUGAGGAGCAAGCAUUUUAUGUUAAUCUUGGCACCCUAUUAAGUGGAAUAGGAUGCAAAAGUAUCCCACAAUCACAGAAGAAGUGGAACUGUUGACUACAAGUGGUAUAAUGUUGGGCCUUAAGAUUCCGUUUCUCAUCCAUGCAAAUCUGUUCCAAAAGCUGUUGUCUAUUAUUUCUUCACUGGAAGAAGGGGGAAAUCCAGAAUAGUCCUGUGCAGGAACUUUAGACAAGUUGAUGUGCUUAAUGAACUGUCAGCUUUCUCCUUUCUGGUAGACAGAUUUGACAAGAUAUCGAAAUAAAGUUCCAUGUAAAAGAAUAGCAUGAGGUUGACUUGUGCACAACAUGACAGAGCCUUGGUAAUUUGCUGCAUGUGGGUGCAAAUAUCUAAUGCUUUGUGCUGUGCACCCAAAGGCUAUGCCAAAAAAUGCUAAGUGAUACCUUCUAUGCACCUAGUAUCUCUGGUACUUGUGUUGAUGGGGAUAGCAGACAUCCAACGGAAUAGUCGCGGUGCAAGUAAAUUGACUUAAUCAAUGAAAAUAUUUAAUGCUAUGUUCAAUGUGUCAGAUAUGUACAAGACUGCUGCAAUGUCUAAUGAGGCUUGAGUAAACUACCACUUGUCUACUUGAACUAAAAAAUUUGUGCGAGCAAGGGGUUUGUCUAGGGUUGUGGUGGAUUACUGAUACAAAAGGUCACAUUUGACCUGUGUAUGUCAUUGGUGAACACAGUAAGCAUGUAUUGGUUGGCCCAUUGAUAAUUUAUGGACAUAGUGCCCCAAAAGAUAAUGCAAAGUGAAUAAAUCUCAACAACCUUUUGCUUAUCUUGUUAGGAAUCUAUAUAAGCUGAAGGCUAGAAAAUACAGACACACAAGGCUGUGCAUCUUUGCCUUUGUAUAUAUGCAUAGGCCUGUAUUACUCUGUUUUAAUAUCUUUCAUUUGAUGGUGCUCGAGUAUAUAACAAAGUAUAGUAUAUGUAUAGGCCAAAAUCUGCAAGGAUAUUUAGCGUAAUACGGCAUUAAGGAAAGAAUCGGUCGAGGUCGACCAGGAAGCAGCAAGAUUCAUGGCCGAGGU